Messenger RNA from Saccharomyces kudriavzevii IFO 1802, 1440 nucleotides. RefSeq names its product nucleotide diphosphatase/phosphodiesterase NPP2 (gene NPP2). Lineage: Eukaryota; Fungi; Ascomycota; Saccharomycetes; Saccharomycetales; Saccharomycetaceae. Gene Ontology annotation, biological process: nucleoside triphosphate metabolic process. The record is from RefSeq and is a predicted model, not a curated record. The transcript has a single exon. Bases 1 to 1440 code for a protein of 479 amino acids. Gene Ontology annotation, molecular function: nucleoside triphosphate diphosphatase activity; ribonucleoside triphosphate phosphatase activity.
AUGCGUCUUUUGGAGCAACGUAUUGACCUUGAAAAGAAUAAUGAAGAUGAUGCUAUCGUAAAGACCUCCGUAAAACCAUGGGGUCGCUUCUGCAUAUUUUUGCUAGGCGCUAUAACUGUGAUUUCUUUGUUUUCGCACCGUAGAGGCUCGAGGAGUGAUGAUGCUGGACUUGAAACAAUUGUGCAUAGAUCAAAUUCUUAUUUUAACGGUACACAUGAAUUCAAGACGCUGACUAUACUAAUAUCUGUCGAUGGGUUCCAUCCGAGAUUGAUAGAUGCAAAACAUACGCCUUUUCUUUACGACUUGCACAAUUUGCAAUCAUCGUAUGACAUAAACAUCAGCACUACUCCGUACAUGAUUCCAAGCUUCCCCACACAGACUUUCCCCAAUCACUGGAGCAUGGUAACAGGAAAGUACCCCAUUGAACAUGGCAUUGUCUCAAAUGUAUUCUGGGAUAAUGCUACCGGUAGUGAAUUUCGACCAAACAACCUCGAUCCGAGAAUCUGGAACAAUGUAGCUGAUCCCAUUUGGCAACUAUUGCAGACCAAGUCGCAAAAUGAGUACAAAGUGGCUACACAUAUGUGGCCCGGGAGUGAUGUCACGUACGAGGACUAUGAAGAAGUACCAAGGGAAAGAAUGCCUUUUUACUUCGACAAUUUCAAUCAAUGGGAGCCACUCCAGGAGAAGCUAUCCCACAUUUUCAGAUACGUGGAUAUGCCUCGACUGACAGAUCGACCGGAAUUGAUAAUAAGCUAUAUACCCAAUGUCGAUUGGUAUGGUCACAAUUUUGGGUACGACUUGCGAGAUGAGCGGCUGCAAGAGCUGGUCGCUGAGGUUGACAGAUUCUCUCAUGACUUAGUUGAAGGCUUACAAAGAAGAAACUUGCUGACAAUAAGCAAUGUUAUAAUUGUCAGUGACCAUGGAAUGAGCAAUGUCGACAUGGAUGACGAGGAGCACGUUGUCAUAUGGGAAAGGAUGUUCCCGGGUGACUCAAUGUCCACUUUUGUACCACAUCUUUAUAAUGAAGGUCCCAUGAUGAUGGCCUAUCUGGAGAACCCUGGAGACAAGCUGUGGAUUCGAGACUUAAUCAAAUUCCGAUUGCGGGAAGUGUACGGCGAUGAAAUCUCGAGAAAAUUCCGCGUGAUCCUAAGGGAAGAUUUCGAGCCAAGCUGGAAGUACUACCAAUACGAUAACAAGCCACAUGCAUAUGACGGUAGAGUGGGCGAUAUCUGGAUCCUUGCAGACGAGCACUACGCAAUCGUUAAAGAAAGAAAGGAUGUACGGGCGGGGAUCAUGGGGACACACGGAUAUAACUUUGGCAACUGCAGUGACAUGGCGUCUAUGUUCAUCGGUAUGGGUCCGAUGUUUAGCAAUGAGGUCGUACCACCGUUCGAAAACACAGAAAUCUACAAAAUGCUAAUCGAGGCAAGUGGUGUCUGA